Messenger RNA from Heterocephalus glaber (naked mole-rat), 1932 nucleotides. Its product is annotated as succinyl-CoA:3-ketoacid coenzyme A transferase 2, mitochondrial. Gene Ontology annotation, molecular function: succinyl-CoA:3-oxo-acid CoA-transferase activity. Gene Ontology annotation, biological process: ketone body catabolic process. Gene Ontology annotation, cellular component: mitochondrion. The record is from RefSeq and is a predicted model, not a curated record. Lineage: Eukaryota; Metazoa; Chordata; Mammalia; Rodentia; Bathyergidae.
UCCGGGCUCUGCGACGCGCGGCGGCUGCACGGGGGGCGCUCGGGGGCGCUCGGGGGCGGGGCGAGCAGCCAGUCCCCGCCUCUCCAGCCGCUGGGGAUGAUGGCUGCGCUGAGGCUCCUGACCUCGGCUCUGGGCCGCCGCGUCCCCGCCGGGUGCUCGACAUCCUCGCGGUCCCUAGGCUGCGCGCGCCGCUUCUCCACCAAGCCCCCUGAGCGGGUCCAGUUCUGCACUGACCCGGUGGAGGCGCUGAAGGGCGUCUCGAACGAGGCGACCGUCAUGCUCGGGGGCUUCGGGCUCUGCGGAAUUCCGGAGAACCUGAUCGCAGCGCUGCGGGACGUGGGCGUGAAGAACCUGACCUUGGUCAGCAGCAAUGCGGGCGUGGACGACUUCGGCCUCGGCGUCCUGCUGGCGGCGUUGCUUCGCCGCGUGGUCUGCUCCUACCUGGGGGAGAGCGCCCUGUGCGAGCAGCAGUACCUGGCGGGCGAGCUGGAGCUGGAGCUGGAGAUGACCCCGCAGGGCACCCUGGCCGAGCGCAUCCGCGCGGGCGGCGCCGGGGUGCCCGCCUUCUACACGCCCACGGGCUACGGCACGCUGGUGCAGGAGGGCGGCGCCCCCAUCGCCUACUACCCGGACGGCCACAUGGCCUCGCUGAGCCAGCCGCGGGAGGUGCGGGAGUUCGGCGGGCGGCACUACCUGCUGGAGCGCGCCAUCCGCGCCGACUUCGCCCUGGUCAAGGGCUGGAGGGCCGACCGCGCGGGCAACGUGGUCUUUCGCGGGAGCGCCAGGAACUUCAACGUGCCCAUGUGCAAGGCGGCCGACGUCUCGGUGGUGGAGGUGGAGGAGAUCGUGGAUGUGGGCACUUUCCGCCCCGAAGACAUCCACCUGCCCAACAUUUAUGUCAGUCGCGUGAUAAAGGGGCCCAAAUACGAGAAAAGAAUCGAGCGCUUAACCACGCGGACAGGGGAAGGCGCGCAGGCCCGCGACGCAGGCGACGUCAGGACGCGGAUCAUCAAGCGGGCGGCUCUGGAAUUCGAGGAUGGCAUGUACGCCAACCUGGGCAUAGGGAUCCCUCUCCUGGCCAGCAACUACAUCAGCCCCAACAUGACGGUUCAUCUGCACAGUGAAAACGGGAUCCUGGGCUUGGGCCCCUUUCCCUUAAAAGACCAGGUGGACGAGGACGUCAUCAAUGCGGGCAAGCAGACGGUCACCGUGAUUCCUGGGGGUUCUUUCUUCGCCAGCGAUGACUCCUUCGCUAUGAUUCGCGGGGGCCACAUCCAGCUGACCAUGCUGGGCGCCAUGCAGGUUUCCAAAUAUGGAGACCUGGCCAACUGGAUGAUACCCGGAAAGAAGGUGAAAGGGAUGGGCGGAGCCAUGGAUUUGGUGUCCAGCGCCAACACCAAAGUGGUGGUCAUCAUGGAGCACUGCACGAAGGCAAAGACCCCCAAAAUCUUGGACAAGUGCACCAUGCCAGUGACUGGGAAGCGCUGCGUGGACCGUGUCAUCACCGAGAAGGCCGUGUUCGCCGUGCACCCGAACAGAGGGCUGACGCUGGUGGAGCUCUGGGAGGGCUCGACGGUGGACGAGGUCAAGACCAGCACGGGCUGUGCCUCUGCCGUGUCCCCGAACCUCAGACCCAUGCAGCAGGUGGCACCAUGAGCGGGGAGCCCCCUGGCCACACCGUGUGUUUCCUGGGCGCCUCCUAGGGUUUGCUGGGGAGAAGUAGUAGCCACAGGGGGGCGCUGUCAGGCACCAGCUGGGUGCUGCUCUCCUCCCAGGCUUUCUACUGCUGGAUACCCUGUCCUACCAGAGCCGUGGGAAUUUAAUUAAAAACGGCAGGGAACACCCAGGCUCCACUCGUGUGUCUUGUGAGUACUGCAGGGCCCCUGCUACCAUCGCUGAGGACGCCGGUGCCUGCUCCGCCAUCUGUGAUGU